ACCUAAUCGUUGAUAUUAAUUUUCAAAUUUUGAUUUACUGUCUAGUUACAGCUGUGUGACAUCGAUUGUGUAUUUGUGAAGACAUGAGUCAAUUUAAACGUGACAACGUGAUGACGGGACAGUUGCCGGACGACUUCCUGCGCCUCGGCGGCGAAUCCGUGUCUACAACGUUCGUUUCCCCGCCCGGAACGGGUGUGGCCGCCUCGUUUACGACGCAGAACCGAGGAGGAACGACGAGUCAGACUUUCACUUAUGCGGGACCGACAAGCGGCGUGUUGUCUGUCACAGUAGCGCAGAGCCGUUUGGCUAAGAAUUAUGGCUUGACAAAGAUGGACCCGUACUGUCGUAUCAGAGUUGGUCACAACGUGUAUGAGACACAGACGGCACAGAAUGGAGGGAAGAAUCCAGUGUGGAACAAAACGAUCAGUUGCUACGUCCCACCAGGAUGCACCACGUUGUACAUUGAAAUGUAUGACGAGUGUGCUUUCUCUGUUGACGAGCGUAUUGCAUGGACAAUGGUUGAGAUUCCAUCGAGAGUUUUGGAGGGAGAGCUGGUCGACGAUUGGUAUCCCUUGAGUGGACGACAGGGAGAUGAGAAGGAAGGUGUAAUCAAUCUGAUAUUGGAGUACAGAACACAACCGGCUCCUCAGUCGUUUCAGAUGUAUCAUCCAGUGAUGGUUAUUCCACCAACGAUGCCAGCCGCUCAAGUUAUGUACACAGGUGGUGUAAACAUGAUGCCUGCUCAAGUCCCAAUGCCCGCUCAAGUCCCAAUGCCCGCUCAAGUCCCAAUGCCCGCUCAGCCACCUGUCGGCAAUGCUCCAUCGCCUCACCCAACGAGAGCCGAAGCCGUCACACAGGAGAACGUGCAGAACCUCAAGGACAUGUUCCCUGCGAUCGAACCCGACGUCAUUCGUUCGGUGCUGGAGGCGAGCGGUGGCCACGUCGACGUCGCCAUCAACAACCUGCUGGCCAUGAACGGAUAAGUCACGUGAUAUGUCACAUGACUUAACACGAAACUGUGUCUGCAGUUUUGCGUUGGCGUUAGUGAGAUAAAUGCUGCUGCUCACAUUGAUUGGUUAGCGAAGUGACUUUGUAGGUGUCCGUGUGUACAAGUGUAGGUCUCUCAUCAUUGACUGCUGGAUUGGGUGAUGUGAUGAAAUUUUCGUGUUUCUGAUUUGAAGCAAUUGUCGAGUGAUGA
This is a messenger RNA of Corticium candelabrum, 1198 nucleotides long. Its product is annotated as toll-interacting protein B-like. NCBI's taxonomy places the organism in Eukaryota, Metazoa, Porifera, Homoscleromorpha, Homosclerophorida, Plakinidae. Gene Ontology annotation, biological process: ubiquitin-dependent protein catabolic process. The transcript is spliced from 6 exons. The coding region runs from base 84 to 983 and encodes 299 amino acids. Gene Ontology annotation, cellular component: cytoplasm. The record is from RefSeq and is a predicted model, not a curated record. Gene Ontology annotation, molecular function: ubiquitin binding; ubiquitin conjugating enzyme binding.